AACAAUCAGCACAGUGUUACUAUAUCAAUUCUGACCUUGACUAAGGGUUGGAUAUGCAAUAUCAGGAAACAGGCUACAUGAAGUCAUAAAACCUCGCCUUAACAGAAAAGAGGAGAUCCACGCACCAGUCUGUUACCUGCAGCUGUAAAACAAAGGGGAAUUUUGGACUACAUCACUUCUCUCCGUUCAGAGCUUCAGGAUGUCCCUGACAGUGUCUAAGGGUGACAAGGUGACUGUUAUUACCGUCACCCCAAACUCAAAAAGUAAAUGGCCCAUUCUGUGUCAGAUUCUGGGUACCAUGUGCUACAGUCCAGUGUGUUCUGUAGCUCAAGAUAUGAAAGGAAAGCAAACACAAACUCUGACAGCUCUUGGGAUUUUGCAGAUGAUAGUUGGUGUCAUAAAUAUUGUGGUGGGAAUCUUGUUUGCAACCCUCGACAUUCACAGUAAAAUUAUGAUGUCUCAAGCUCCUUUUUGGCUUGGUGGUGUGUUUCUUGCAAUUGGAAUCCUAUGUAUUCUUGCAAAUAAGUUUCCCAGUCCUUGUCUGGUGGUAAUCGCAGUGAUUCUGAACAUAGCCAGUGCUGCGCUGGCAAUCGCAGCUGUUGUGCUUUAUUCUGUGGACCUGGCGAGUGAUCACAACUUGUAUUGCUACAACUACAAUUAUUAUUACUCUACUACACCUUCCACAUUAGAGCGACAAAAAAUGUGGAAACGCUGUGAGGAAUACAAGCAUCUCUAUCAGAUGUUUCUUGGAGGUCUAGAUAUCAUGAUGAUUGUUUUGUCAGUUCUUCAGCUGUGCGUAGCCAUCAGUUUCUGUGUUCUGACUGUCAAAUCUUGGAUCAAGAAGAGUGAAGAUUUGAAGUCUGUGGAGGAACCACAACUUCAGCCACUUCUGGAAGAUACCAUUGCCAUUCCUGCAAUCUAGAAAGAAAAGAUACACACCAAAGCACAUUAUUAUUCAACUUUUUCGGGUGUUUGUGAUUCACUAAAGUAUUGAUCUAAGAUUAGUUUUCAAAUUACACUUAAAAUUUGAAUAAAUGUAUUCUUUAAAAAUUAAAUAAUCCUUUAAAUAAAUGACUAGAGCACUUCAGCAUACACUUUCCUUUUUUGUAAGAAACCUGUGUGUAUAAGUCAACGAUCCUGUUUUGGAAAUAAGUUACUUAUAUUAAUUACUAAAUAAUAUUUUGUGAUAUAAAAAUUACUAAGUAUUUUGUAGGGCUGACGUUAUAAAGUCUGUCUAAUCCUAUUGGCCGAGCUGCCAACAUGUGACUUGUGUCAACACAUAUAAUGUAAAAAAAGUUUUUUAUGUAUGUGAUUUUACUGCUUUAUGAUGUUUUAUCUCUUAGGGGCGGUUUCCCGGACAGGGUUUAGAUUAAUCCAGGACUACGCUUCAGUUAGGACAUUUAAGUCAAUUUUACAAACAAACCUUACGAAAAACAUUACUGGUGUGUAUCUUGAGACAAAACAAUGGCACAAGUACAAGUUGUUUUUAAAUUCAAACAUGCAUUUUAGUCUAGGACUAACAUAAACCCUGUCCAGGAAAGCUUUCUUAAUUAUUUUCUUAUUAUCAUCCCUUUAAAGAUGUGCUUACCUUUAAAAUUUGUGUGAUAUAUAUUUUCACUUUGAUGUUUCAAAAAUAAAACAUUUGUACAUCUUUAUUUUACUUUA
Molecule: messenger RNA, 1665 nt
Organism: Misgurnus anguillicaudatus (oriental weatherfish)
Lineage: Eukaryota; Metazoa; Chordata; Actinopteri; Cypriniformes; Cobitidae
Source: RefSeq, a predicted model, not a curated record